UUUCAGCCUCGGAUCUUUCACGCGCGUUUCUGCUUCCUCCGCUCUCUCUCACUCUCUCUCCAAACAUACUUCUCGCUCUUAAAGCCCAACCGUGAAUUCUCUCUUUCUUUCUUCCUGAAAUUCAAAGGAGAAAAUAUAAGAAGAAGAAGAAAAAGAAGAGCUUUAUGAACCCUGAAAUCACGGAGAAAGAGUCAUUAUAUAUAUAGAAUUCGCAAGGAUUGUGUGGAGAAUAAUUCAAGCAGAUGUUAUGUCGUUAAAAAAGUUGAAAGAGAGCCGCUUUUUAGGGGGAUGAAAUAUGGGCAUGUGGCCAUCUGGGUCCUGUCUUUCCUCCUUUCUUUCUUCCUUUUAAUGUUCAGACUUCAGAGAGUUGUCAAUGGGUUUGGUUCUCUUUGUGGGCAUGCUUGAUCACUUGGCUGCAGAAGAUUUGAAGGGACCAUAUAUAUGGAUGAAUAUUCUGGUAAAAGAGCUGUCAAUGAGAUUUUGGUCUCUAGGAAGGAAUCUGGUCUCAUGCUGAGAGAUAACACCAACACUAGAGAUCAUAAUGGACAAUUUUGCAACAGACUUGGUUGCAGUGGCAGACUGAACUCCACAAGAGGUUCUCAAAAUGGCUGUUCAGAAAAGCCCAAAUCUCCAAGGCCUUCAUUCCGCCCUUCUUCAAGUGGCAAAGAAAAAAUUGGAAGUUCCUCUAGGACUUGCUCCACGAUUAGUAAUGGGAGAAAAUACAUCCCAGAGCCUCGGAAGAAGCUCUCUUCUCAAUUAGAUGCUGAUUCAUCUGAAACUAGUAGUGUUCAGGAUGAGCCAGAGGUUUCAGAAGUCACACUUCCACCCGGAAAGAUUCACAGAGGGUCUGAAAUUGGGGAGCCUGGUAGUGACACUCUAAUGGAAGUGGGAGGUUCUAGUGCAGCAUCAGAUACAAGACCACGGAGGAAUCUGCAUCAAAAUUCUGGAUUGCGCAACCGAGAGAAUCCGGUCGCUUCCUCCAUAUCAUUGGAAUCUAAAAGCUCUGGCCAGGCAGCACGUGCUGGUGCAAGCAGAUAUGGUUUAAGAAAUCUCAGAUACAAUUCAAUAUCUGAUGCCAUCCCAUCAGGUUGCUCGGCUUCAGAUGCAAGCCUCAGUAAGAGGAAGGAUAUCAUGAAAAGGAGAAAUUCCGAAGGGGAAAGUAGCUCCACUGCUAGAGGGAAGAAGAUGAGUGGAUCGUCAUUGGAAGGAAAGAACUCUAGUUCUAGCCAUGGCAUCUCCAUUUCCGAGUCAAGACGAGCAAGAAAUAUGCCUUCUAACAGGGAUACUUGCGUCACAUCAGUUCGGACUAGGCGAUCAGUUAAUGGCCACAACUGGGCAAGGCCCACCAAUCAAGGAAAUGGAAACAGUCUGUCACCAAAUGGAUCCUCUGUUGCCAUCCCGCAAAUGCUUCAAUCCGACAUACCUAUGGACCCAAAUGGUUCUAGUUCAUCACAUCAAUUAUCUGCAGGAACACCCUUGAGUCGUUCAAUUUCUUACAGUCGACCAGGCAGUAGCAGUGAGAGCUUACAUGGUGUUAUAUCAGCCAGUCCUGCAGAAGUUGGUAUUAUCCGCUCUUUAAUGAAUCAAGAUAGUAUCAGGCGCCACAACAUAGAUGGUAUUGCAGAGCUAUUAAUGGCACUUGAGAGGAUUGAACAAGAUGAAGAGCUAACAUAUGAGCAAAUUCUUUCUCUGGAGAGCAACUUGUUUCUUUGUGGCAUAUAUGUCCAUGAUCAGCAUAGAGACAUGAGACUGGAUAUUGAUAACAUGUCGUAUGAGGAAUUAUUAGCUCUAGAAGAGAGGAUGGGAACUGUGAGCACAGCACUACCAGAAGAUGCAUUGUCGGAAUGCCUGAAGAGUAGCAUUCAUGAGUCUAUAAUUCCAAAGGAUGUAGAUGUGGGCUGCAGUGAGGAUAAAGAUGAUGUCAAAUGCAGUAUCUGCCAGGAGGAGUAUGUGGUUGGAGAUGAAGUGGGUAGAUUACAAUGUCAGCACAGAUAUCAUGUGGUGUGCAUACAACAGUGGCUGCGGUUGAAGAACUGGUGCCCCAUAUGCAAAGCAUUGGCGGCACCCUCACUAUCAUCUUUUUCCUCCUCUUAGUUCAAUUUAUUAGAUCAGGUUGCUGGAGACCUAUUUUUUCCUUUUGCUACAAUAUAUGCGUGUUUCUUCGUU
Juglans microcarpa x Juglans regia is the source of this 2166-nucleotide messenger RNA. RefSeq names its product probable E3 ubiquitin-protein ligase RHG1A. Gene Ontology annotation, molecular function: ubiquitin protein ligase activity. NCBI's taxonomy places the organism in Eukaryota, Viridiplantae, Streptophyta, Magnoliopsida, Fagales, Juglandaceae. Bases 442 to 2094 code for a protein of 550 amino acids. The transcript is spliced from 7 exons. The record is from RefSeq and is a predicted model, not a curated record.